Rhagoletis zephyria (snowberry fruit fly) is the source of this 920-nucleotide messenger RNA. RefSeq names its product glutathione S-transferase 1-1-like. Gene Ontology annotation, molecular function: glutathione transferase activity. Gene Ontology annotation, biological process: glutathione metabolic process. Lineage: Eukaryota; Metazoa; Arthropoda; Insecta; Diptera; Tephritidae. The record is from RefSeq and is a predicted model, not a curated record.
ACGCCUGCUUUAAAUAGUUCGCAUUUUAUAACAACGCUUUCAGUUUUGCAUCAAUCGGGCAUUCGAAAGCAUCUAAGUAUACAGUCGCGGAAUAAACCAAAGUUCUACCGAAUCCGCAAGUAUAAAGUUGAAAUGGAUUUCUACUAUCUUCUUGUGUCGGCACCCUGUCGUUCCAUUCUAAUGCUCGCCAAAGCCUUAGGUAUUGAACUCAAUCGAAAGGAGUUAUUCCUGGCGAAGGGUGAACACUUAACACCCGAAUUUCUGAAGAUAAAUCCACAGCACACUAUCCCAACAUUGGUGGACAAUGGUUUUUCUAUCUGGGAAUCACGCGUCAUACUCAUAUAUUUGGCUGAGAAAUAUGGCAAAGAUGAUUCGUUAUACCCCAAGUGCCCUCAGAAGCGGGCUUUGGUCAACCAACGACUCUUCUUCGAUCUUAAUUUGUAUUCCUGCUUUGCUGAAUAUUACUACCCCAUUGCAAGGGAUAAACAGCCGCCUGUGCCAGAGAGUUUGACAAAACUUCAAGGCCAAUUGGAGUUUCUCAACACCUUUUUAGAAGGACAAACGUACGUGGCUAAUAACAGUAUGUCUAUAGCCGAUUUUACCUUACUUGCUAGCGUUGCGAGUUUUGAAGCUACCGGCAUUGAUUUGAGUAAAUAUCCGAACAUAAUUAGAUGGUAUCAGCACUGCAACAAAACUCUGCCCGGCGCAGAUGAGAAUAAAGAAGGAAGCGCACUGUUUUCGAAAUAUUGGGAUUAAUUGCUCCAAUGUUUGUAUUGAGAUCUGGAAAUGUUUUAAUUUCAAAAUCUAUAUCAAAAAUGUUCCAUUGUAUGGAUAGUUCAUAUGUCUAUCAACAAAGCAUUAACUUUUAUUUGUUAUCAACUAAUCAAUAAAAAAUUUUUAAUCACUUAGCUGCAAAAAAA